Molecule: messenger RNA, 3284 nt
Organism: Physcomitrium patens
Lineage: Eukaryota; Viridiplantae; Streptophyta; Bryopsida; Funariales; Funariaceae
Source: RefSeq, a predicted model, not a curated record
UUUAGUUGACUCCAUGUCCUUAUGGGGUGGUGGUGGUAGUGGUGCCUGCAACCCUCUUAAUAGGGAGGUAUUUGAUAGUGCCCUGGCAGGGAUAGAACUGGGGAAGAGGGCUACAUCAACUCCACCAGGGGACUGAUCAAUAAUAUAUCUUUCACAGAUGGGAUCGUUGCUGGAAGGGGAGCACAUGAGAGCAGCAGGCAGGCAGGCAGGCAGACAGACAGACAGAUAGACAGACAGGGAGGGAGUGAGCGAGGGGCCCCGCACAUUGCCAUGCAAUUUUAGAGAGACAGCCCCCCCCCUCCCCUGCCAGCAGAACCUGAUGGCUCUGAAUGCCACACACGCCCCACCCCCCAUUCUAGUUGAGAGCUCUCUGUCCAUUCACAUUCAUCUCUGGCACAACCCUAACCCUAACCCUAAACCCCCAGCCUGUCCUCCCUCAAGACCAGAAAAUAACCAACUGGGUGAGAGACAUUCACAUGUGAGUGCUGCAUCACUCAUUUGCAAUGUGUAUGACCCCCUCUUUUUGCAAGCUUGUUACAGAGCUGCUGCAAUGACUGCGUUCUAGGGAGUGAGUGCUCUUGUUGUCUUAAGGAGGAAGUGGGGGUUCUCAAAAGAGUGCAAGUCAUUGUCUAAGGGGGUUAAUAGAGCUCUGCCAGGGGAAGAAGGAGGAGUGGGCAAGCACUAUUCUCUCAUUGAUAGGAACAUGGAGCCAGUGGGGGUCCACAUGGGCCAAGGAGCCCCUUAAAACAUGGUUCUGGAUUCUCAUGGGAUAAAGCAAAUUAGCUUACAAGUCACCAGGGGUGUUGGCAUAGUACUUGAGCCCUUGGCUAGAUUUCCAAUUGGGCUCUGAGAAUGAGUUUAAUUGUGGAGUACAGAUCAAGGCUGUUUCCAGCAGUUGUUGGUGUGUUCCCAGAGAUUGCAAACCAAUACUUUUCAAGAAUAAUGAAAUCCAAUUAUCAUGUAGAAGAAUUGAGUUCAUCUUUCAAAUCACAACAUUUUUUUAUUUUCUAUUUUUUUUCUACUAUAAGAAUUUCUUUCUUUCUUUUUUUCGUUUUUUGAUACCAAGUUGUAUGAAGAGCACCACGCACAAAAUCUGCAACACAAUCUUGAAAUGAUAAGAUUUCAAGGUAUUACCAUGCUGUUUUACCUAUUUCAAAUGCAACCCAUGGAUGUUUCAAUUCAUCAUAGCAAUUCAAUCCACAGCACAUUGUAAAGUCUUCAUGCGUUUAACACCUUGAUUUUCUUUUAACAAAACUAACUUAAAACCACAAUCUGCAGCUCCUUCACUCACGUAUGAAUGUUAUGAAUUUGGAAAUUGUUAUUCAUGCUCUUAAGAUUGAUUGACGCCGAGUUGUUGGCAAUAAUGGAGGGUUAGCGGACACAGCUGAAAUGAGGGGCAUCGGAUGAUUGAGAAGCAGAGAAGCACCCUGGGAUUGGUGGACAUGCAAGGGAACAUUCCUCAUCAAUACGUCAGCGCAAAGGCCAACGCGAGCAAGGGAUAUGGACGAAGACGACGACGACGACGACGCGGCGCUUCUGUUGCGCGUCGCGCAGAGCUCCCACACAGAACUACCGGUGGGUACACGAUACCAUCUCCCAUCAAGCGCGAAAGGAGGGAGAACCCUCAAAGCAACAACAAUGCCUGCGCGUACCCACCAGCAGCAGCCGCGACAGUCGAAUCGCCAUCCCCACAACGGGAAGAAGAGCAGAGGAGGAGGCUCUGGCAGAUCCGCAUUCGCCCGGAACGUCGUCUCACGACGUGCCCAGACAGACCCAUUGCCAGAUCUACAACCAACAAUGAAACUCGACCUAAUCUCCUACCUCCCUCCUCCUGCUCCUCCGCGAGAUGGUGUCGAUGUCCAGCUGGGCGAGCGAUGUGCGCGACGAUUGCGACAGAGCAGCAGGCAGGGGGAAUCUGAGCCAGGAGGAUUCAAACCUCGUCUUGGAUGUUAUGAAACACGGAGCCAAUGCCGAACGAGGCUUGUGUCGUGGAGGAGGAGCCCCAUUCUGGAGUCUCUGGAGACAUAGAUAUAUAUAUAUAUAUAUGAUUAUUAUUAUUAUAUAACAGGUAUGUUUCUCAAUACUAAUAUUUAAAUAUAUUCUUUAAAUAUUUAAAUAUUUAGAGUUGAUUCUUUAUAUGGAAUUAACUUUAUAAUUAUGUAAAAUUAAAUAUCUUUAAAAUUUUUUCGUUGUUUUUUCCAAUUGCAAGAAUCUUUGUUUUUGUGUAAAAAAAUAUAUCUUUAGCUCAAUGCAUAUCACUUUUGUGUAAUUUUGUUGCUUUUCUCUAUGUAUGUAUGUCUCUCUAUAUAUAUAUAUAUAUAUAUAUAUAUAUAUACAUCAAUUAAUGUAAACAUCAUAUUAUGUUAAUAUGUUCUACACUUUAUAUAUGGAUUUAGAGAGUUUGAAUUAUGUGUAUAUUAUAAUCUUAGCCAUAAUUUGUUCUACCCAAUUUUAAUUUGUAUAUUUAAUGCCCUUUAUAAGAUUGCAGUAAUAUAUAUAUGUAAAUAUGUAUAUAUGUAAAUUUAGAAAAAUAUUUACGAAAAAGUGUUAGAAUCAAUUGGUUGUAUUGCACUGAAUUUCCACUUUGGAUUAUAGUAUUUUCAUCUUAAAAAGAAAAGUUGCUCUAAAUUCUUUCUCUUGGCUUUGAAGCAUAUUUACUAUCAUAGUUUGAUUUCUAAUAGGGCUUAAAUAUUCUCUCUAUCUCUAUAUACUUUAAUUAAUUUUAAUUGCACUUUUUACAUGUAUACAUAUAUAUAAAGAAACCUUAUUAAAUUGGUGCUUAUCACAAGAGGAAUAAUAGAUGAGAUUGCAUCAUGCAAAAUCUCAACUUUAAUUCAAAAUUUGAAUAAUUUAUAGAUUUCAUUUAUCAUUAUUCAAAAAACGAUGUUACAAUUGUAAUGUGAAUAUUCCAUUUAUCUAUUAUUUUUCUAAUAAUAACAUAUGAGUAAUGGCUCAUGCAUGUAUCAUCCUUGCACAAUUUUUAUCUUACAGAACACACAUGAUAAUAAUUUUCUACUAAACAAGUAGUUUGUUUAAACUGUAUAAACCACAAAAUACAUAACAUAAAACACAGUAAUUUACAUAACAUUUUUUUACUUUAAAAAUGAUUACGAAUCAUGCCAAAAGAUGAAAAAUGAUCCUUAUUCAUUAAGUAUGGUAAAAUAAAAAAGGGAAUGAAGUCAGGAAAUUGUUCAUGUUAAGCUUGUGAAGCAAUGGUACCAACAACCACUCACUCACUACUCCACCAUCCACAUGAUUUAACCUUUUUCUUUUCCUCUUUCUAU